AGAGAGGAAGGCUGGAGGAGAGUGGUGUGGGAGAAGAAUCUGAAAAUGAUUGAACUCCAUAAUCUGGAUCACACACUAGGAAAACACAGCUACAAGUUGGGAAUGAAUCAGUUUGGUGACAUGACGACCGAGGAGUUCAGGCAGCUGAUGAAUGGCUAUGCACACAAGAAGUCACAAAGAAAAUACAGAGGAUCCCAGUUUCUUGAGCCCAGCUUCCUGGAAGCACCACGAUCCGUAGACUGGAGAGAGAAGGGAUAUGUAACUCCAGUUAAAGACCAGGGUCAGUGUGGCUCUUGCUGGGCUUUCAGCACAACGGGAGCUCUUGAAGGGCAGCACUUCAGAAAAACUGGCAAACUUGUUUCACUGAGUGAACAGAAUCUGGUAGACUGCUCUCGGCCUGAAGGAAAUCAAGGCUGCAAUGGUGGUCUCAUGGACCAGGCUUUCCAGUAUGUGCAGGAUAAUGGGGGAAUCGAUUCAGAGGAAUCCUACCCAUACAUUGCAAAGGAUGAUGAAGACUGUCGCUACAAGGCAGAGUACAAUGCUGCUAAUGACACUGGCUUUGUUGACAUCCCUCAAGGACAUGAAAGAGCUCUCAUGAAAGCGGUAGCAGCUGUGGGUCCAGUGUCUGUUGCUAUUGAUGCAGGCCACUCUUCCUUCCAGUUCUACCAGUCAGGUAUCUACUAUGAACCAGACUGCAGCAGUGAAGACCUGGACCAUGGUGUUCUGGUUGUAGGUUACGGCUUUGAGGGGGAAGAUGUAGAUGGGAAGAAAUACUGGAUUGUUAAGAACAGCUGGGGUGAGAAGUGGGGUGACAAAGGAUAUAUCUACAUGGCCAAGGACAGGAAGAACCACUGUGGAAUAGCAACAGCUGCUAGCUAUCCACUUGUAUAAUUUGAAGACUGAACAUUUCAGUGCAAGAGGGGAUUUUAACUCAAUGACCAAACCCAUGUUCACACAUGUGGUAGACUUGUAUCCUUCAAAAAUCAACUUGAUUUUUUCUAAGCUUUUGAAGUAUGUUUUACAUGUUGGUGACAUGCCACUUGUUUUAAAUUAAUGUAAAUGUUGGUAUGUAAACAGCUUGUAAUAUUGCUGGCUUUGGACUUCUUAAUCUAAUAGACUCUCCUUUGUAUUUUUUCCUUUUUUUAAAAUUGCAAUGUGCUCAAAGGUUUACUUUUUAAAUAAACACUUAAAUUCCAGUGUGUACAGA
This is a messenger RNA of Tauraco erythrolophus (red-crested turaco), 1207 nucleotides long. The record is from RefSeq and is a predicted model, not a curated record. NCBI's taxonomy places the organism in Eukaryota, Metazoa, Chordata, Aves, Musophagiformes, Musophagidae.